AUGAUCACCUCUCUGUUUAUCUUGCCUUUGAUUCUGAGCGCUGCUUCCGCGUUCAAGGCUACAACUACCGCAAGUAUCUCGUGUUGUGAGAUUCUACUGAACUUGCAGCUGACAAGAAGUUCUAGCAUUAUUAUGACGGGCAGGAGGGUGCUUGCGGAUGUGGCUCGAACUCUGGGGGCGCAGCGUCUUGGCAGCAGCGGAGUCUACACAGCUGCCGGCUCUCAGGCUCUCUACGAUACUGCAGGCGCUUCAUGGUGCGGCGCGGGUUGCGGCAAAUGCUAUCAAUUGACCUCAACAGGAGAGGCGCCUUGCUCCACCUGCGGCACAGGCGGUGUUGCUGGCCAGAGCAUCAUCGUCAUGGUCACAAACCUCUGCCCCAACGAUGGAAAUGCGCAGUGGUGCCCAACAGUCGGCGGUACCAACCAGUACGGCUACAGCUACCACUUUGACAUUAUGGCACAGAACCAGGUAUUUGGAGACAACGUGGUUGUUGAUUUCGAGCCUGUCGCCUGCCCGGGUCAGGCUACUUCUGACUGGGAAACCUGUGCCUGUAUUAAUACGCAAGAGACGGAUACCACGCCUGUUGGUCUAUAG
Trichoderma gamsii is the source of this 594-nucleotide messenger RNA. RefSeq lists its product as hypothetical. Lineage: Eukaryota; Fungi; Ascomycota; Sordariomycetes; Hypocreales; Hypocreaceae. The coding region runs from base 1 to 594 and encodes 197 amino acids. The record is from RefSeq and is a predicted model, not a curated record. The transcript has 2 exons.